Fomitopsis serialis is the source of this 1806-nucleotide messenger RNA. RefSeq lists its product as uncharacterized. Gene Ontology annotation, molecular function: protein binding. The coding region runs from base 1 to 1314 and encodes 437 amino acids. The transcript is spliced from 2 exons. The record is from RefSeq and is a predicted model, not a curated record. NCBI's taxonomy places the organism in Eukaryota, Fungi, Basidiomycota, Agaricomycetes, Polyporales, Fomitopsidaceae.
AUGGGUACGGACAAGACGCGCGAAUUAGUGACCCACCGGGCUCCUCCCCCCGUCACCAUGCUCCCCAACGAAAUCGUCGUCGAAAUCAUCCGUCUCGCUAGCGCUAAGGGCGAGUCGUGGCGCGACAUGGUAGUCGUGAACAGAUUGAUGGGUGUAUGCCGCUACUGGAAGGAUGUCGUCGUGAACACGCCCCUCCUGUGGUCCAGCAUUGACCUGUCGAAGGCCGUGCACUUCGUACGGCUUUGCCUGGCCCGCUCGGCCGGCGCGGAAAUCGGGCUAUACGAUACACGUUCAAUGAAGAAUACCUCUGCGCUUGUGUCUCUGCUUGAGCCGCAUUGCGCACAGGUUUCAUAUGUCGACCUCUCCCUUUUUUCCGAUGGGGAUGUGGCCGCAUUCCUGCCAAUACUGACUGCAUCCCUGCCUCGAUUGAUGUCGUUGUCCUUGGCUAUGACCUCCCAGCACUUCCUAACUCCGGUGCUCAGCUUCUGCCUCGUUGCCUUCUUCGACAUGCUCGAAGCAUGCAAGUCUCUACAACACUUCUCCUGGCAAUAUGACGACUUCUACGACAAUUUAUUUUGCGACCACGAACACGGAGAAGCAGCAGACCGGAUCGUGUCACUGCGUCAUUCACGGUCCUUUCACUCCAAUGGCCUACCAGCUGACAUCUCGAAUGUCACCACCCACGUCUCGCUCUCGAGGUAUACCCGCCUUUCGCUGGAGAUCAUCGUAUACUCGCCGUGGUACGUCGAGGAUCCAACACUGCCAAGCCCGAGCGAACUUGAAGUUAGGCGCCAAAUCCCUUCAUUCCGUACCAUUUUGCUUCCUAAUCCAAAGUUAAACCACCCUGCAUUCACGCGCACCUUGCGUCAUGCCAUUGCAUGGGUCGAGGAGAACCUCAUCGUUUGCGCGGACGAGGAGCGUACGUUGUUCUGGGAGUCGCUCCCCUGGCGCUCCCCCAAGUUCCACUGGACUUCUGAUGUCUUCCCUGAGGCACCGUUGCUCUACAUGGUAUACGGCGUGCUGGAUGGCAUACUGGACGACUCGGAGAGCGGACGGGUUUUUGAUCGAGUCCUGUGCGAGCUCGGGGGCUUCCUCGGCUGCUCAGUAGAGACCCUUGUUGUCCACGGCGGCCACACACACACCCAGGAGCUCGAGAUGGAACACUGGAUCCAGAUGCCUCACAGCCUUAUCGAGGCUCAUGCACCUCGACAUCAUACAGAACCACUGCGACGCAGACAGUUUCCCUCCUGCUCUCGCACCAACAGACGCCGGGAUCCCAUGCGCUGGUUUACAGAACCUCUAUAUGCGCUUUGAUCCCUACGAGGAGGGUGGUUGGAUGACGCUCGGCAGACUCAAUUCGGCACUAGUUGAACGCGCGAAGGGCGGUUCCCGCCUGAGGAGCCUCAGCCUAGUGCUGGGGACUACAAAAAAAGAGGGUGUCUCUCCAUUCACUUCGUCGUCGGUCGGUUGUCGCUUGCCAAAAGAAUUCGAAGAGAUUCAAGCGAGCUUUGAGUCCUUAAUAGACUUGUUCGCAGUGAGGAUCAUUGGGUAUAACGAAUAGUGUCACGUUGACAAUGGACGUACUGUUUGUUACUUACACUAAUACGUCUACCUCCUUCCACCUUUGCGUUUUAUGCACGGCGAUUCGGUUUGGUGUUGACCAAUGCAUUUCAGCAGUCUCGCAUGUUAGUAGCGUGAGCUGAAAAUUGAAAAUUGCCUGGGAUAGUGUGAGAUGAUCAGCUCGAGGCAGUCUCUGUAGCGGCCCUCGUGUAUUCAAUGCCACUCAAUCACUCUCGUUUUGUGCGA